AUGCCUCAGGAAAAAAAGAAACGUGGUCGGCGGGAAGAAAAAGCAAGUAAGAAACGAAAGCUCAACGAUGUGUCCGAAAAACCUGCAAAACGACUGAAACCGGGGGACCAGCAACCAGAAGAUUUUGAGGAAGAACUUGUGGUCAGAGGCGACGCUGGAGAUGACUUCAUCAGCUUCGAUAUGCCAGCGCCAGAAGGAGUUGAAGCCCCACCAAUCGAAGAUGAAUUCCAUGGACUUCUUGACCCUCAAGAACAGGAAUACUACACAAAUAUUAAUAACAAGAUUGUAGCAAAUGACUUUGAGUCUGAAGAAGAUCGAAUCUUGUUCAUUGACGCUGUCCACCGAGAAACUGAAGGCAAAGAGUUGAAAGUCGCGUCGAGUCAAUCUUGCUCUCGAUACUUGGAGAAAAUCAUCCUACUGUCUACACCACUUCAAUUGCGAGGCCUUUUCAGUAAAUUUUUGGGAAAUCUCACAUCUCUUGUUCGGCAUCGAUUUGGCAGUCACUGCUGCGAAACACUAUUCCUCGAAGCUGCUAAAUAUGUCGGUCACGAAAAGCGAUCAUCGAAAGACGAUGCGGAAGAUGGUCCGGCAUCCUUAGAGGACCUCUUUCUGCAAGCAGCAGAGGAAUUGAAACCAAAUAUGGGCUUUCUACUUACAGAACGAUUUGCCUCUCAUACCAUCCGGGUAUUGUUCUUAGUACUUUCGGGACUGCCUCUCGAUGAUACAUCAGUGAAAGCUAUGCUAGCAAGCAAGAAAAAGGAAAACAUUGAAACACCUGGGACGACAAAACCCAAAGUCUCCGAGACCAAGCGAGUAGUGCCCAAAAGUUUCAACCAGGCGCUAUCAGAUUUGGUUAACAGUGCUAUAUCUUCCCUCGAUACCACCUACCUACGCGCCUUAGCGACACAUCCUCUCGGUAAUCCAGUCCUGCAACUGCUGCUCAAGUUUGAGCUCUCCGAUUCCAAUAAAAGCAAGUCUUCCGAACAGCCGUCUUUGUUCAGCAAGUUGCUUCCAGAUGAGUCUCUAGAUGAAGAUUCUGAGAGCGCCAAAUUCCUCUCGGGUUUGAUCUAUGAUCCAACAGGUUCGCACUUGGUGGAACUUCUUGUUCAGAAACUAUCUGGAAAGAACUUCAAGAAUCUGUACAGAGUGGUUUUGAAGCCAAAGCUGGAAAGUAUGGCAAAGAACGAUAUCGCAGGUUAUGUCGCAAUCAGAACCCUCGAGAGACUUGGAAAAGAUGAUCUGAAGGAGGCGAAAGGUCUCUUAUUACCAGUAAUCCCAACUUUGAUCGCUCGAAGAAGAACGGGCUUGAUUAAAGUCCUUAUAGAACGAUCUGGAGUGCGUGGUGUUGAUUUGCAGGAUUUGGCAGACUUGAUUAAGGCCGAGUAUGAGAACAGCAACUCUUCGUUCUUGUCCGCAGUACUGAGUAUCACAUCGGUGGAGAGCAAGCAAGACCAAUCGUCGACUGAUAUUGAACAAGGCCAAACGAAAGCUCCAGUCAUUAAGACCGAUGUUCACGGUUCGCUACUGGCACAAGCAAUGCUUCAAGCAAAAGCAACCCGGGAUGUGGUUCAAGACGGUCUCCUGCUACUCUCCACCGAAGACCUGAUGGCUCUUUGCCGUGACCCCGCUGCAUCUCGCCUGAUUCAAGCAGCCCUCAACCCUUCCGACUUAAAUGCCUCCUUCCGCCGAAAAUUCGUUCCCAAAUUUUCUGGUCAGAUGGUCUCCUUGUCCCUUGAAUUGACAAGUUCCUACGUUGCUGACGCACUCUAUCCUGCCACCGAUGGUUUACACUUUAUGAAAGAGAAACUUGCCAAAGAACUGGCCGGAAGUGAAACACAAUUACGAGAAUCUCCUUUCGGAAGAAAUGUCUGGAAGAAUUGGGCCAUGGAUCUUUUCCGGAGACGACCAGGUGAAUGGCGAGGUAUGGCAAAGAAUCAAGCCUCUCAAAUCCAAAGUCAAGACAGGCAUGGAGGCGAGACUACACAGGGUGAGACCGCCUCAAAACAGAAGAAGACUCCAAUUCAGCUCGCGCGAGAGAGACAUGCACAACGCAAAUCACAUGAAACAACCUCAAAGCCAUCGAGGUUUGGAACAGGCUCCAACGCUGUGGUUCCGACAAAUGCUUGA
Messenger RNA from Exophiala bonariae, 2127 nucleotides. RefSeq lists its product as uncharacterized. Gene Ontology annotation, molecular function: RNA binding. NCBI's taxonomy places the organism in Eukaryota, Fungi, Ascomycota, Eurotiomycetes, Chaetothyriales, Herpotrichiellaceae. The coding region runs from base 1 to 2127 and encodes 708 amino acids. The transcript has a single exon. Gene Ontology annotation, cellular component: preribosome, small subunit precursor; 90S preribosome; nucleolus. The record is from RefSeq and is a predicted model, not a curated record. Gene Ontology annotation, biological process: endonucleolytic cleavage in ITS1 to separate SSU-rRNA from 5.8S rRNA and LSU-rRNA from tricistronic rRNA transcript (SSU-rRNA, 5.8S rRNA, LSU-rRNA); endonucleolytic cleavage to generate mature 5'-end of SSU-rRNA from (SSU-rRNA, 5.8S rRNA, LSU-rRNA); endonucleolytic cleavage in 5'-ETS of tricistronic rRNA transcript (SSU-rRNA, 5.8S rRNA, LSU-rRNA).